Molecule: messenger RNA, 3764 nt
Organism: Cylas formicarius (sweet potato weevil)
Lineage: Eukaryota; Metazoa; Arthropoda; Insecta; Coleoptera; Brentidae
Product: zinc finger protein 808-like
Exons: 5
Coding region: 1-2004 (667 amino acids)
Biological process (GO): regulation of gene expression
Cellular component (GO): nucleus
Source: RefSeq, a predicted model, not a curated record
AUGUUGCUGACAUCCUGGGUCUUCCGGGGCAGCUGCCUAAACGGGAUGAUCGACGAAUACGAUACGUUUUCUUACGAGAAACUCGGCGAUGUGCGCAACGAUGGUUUGAAGUCGCUGUCCGAUUGCGUACCCUCUCAGAACAGGGUGCCCGUAGUACUAUCAGAAGUUAAGUGUGACAGUGUCGACAGCGAGCGAAGAUUUAAGUGCGACUUAUGCGAUUAUCGGAGCAACGCGAAGGACAACCUGAAGAAACAUUCUCUGAGACACAAGAGUUUGGACGAGGUGCCGCGAUAUAAGUGCCACCAUUGCGAUUACGAAACUAAACGCAAAGGUGACUUGGUGGUGCACUUGAAACGACACCAGCAAAAACGAGAUCUGGGCGAGAAGAAUUUCAAGUGCGACUUGUGUGAUUACCGAUGUUACACUAAAGCGACUUUGAAUAAACACUCCGUGGUGCACAAAAAACCGGAGGAAGUGCCCAUGUACAAGUGCGACAGAUGCGAUUUUCGAUCCAAAUACAAGUCCGUUUUUAAGAGACAUAAUAAUACAGUGCACAAAAAUCCCGAGGAAGUGCAUCUAUAUAAUUGCGAGAGGUGCUAUUUUCAAACCAAAUACAAAGAGAGUUUCCUGCAACACAAAAGAUUACACCUGGGGAUCAGCAGGCAAACAUACAGGUGCCAAGUGUGCGAAUACCUAGGUUCCGAUGAUGUGAUCUUACAUAAGUGCAGCCGUUGUGAUUUUCAAACCAAAUACAAAAGGGCGUGGUUGUUGCACACGCAGCGACAUUUGGGCGACAACGGGAAAUCAUUCAAGUGCGACUUAUGUGAUUUCCGAUGUUAUACGAAAGUAAAUUUGAAGAUGCACUCCGUGGUGCACAAAAAUCCGGACGAAGUAUCUCUGUUCAGGUGCUACAAUUGCGAAUAUGAGACUAAAAUCAAAUAUCAUUUAGUGAAGCACUUGAAAGUGGCGCACAAAAACCCCGAGGAAGUGCGUCUAGGCACUCAAGGCGACAUGGAAAUGGCGACGAGAAAACAUAGUACGACGAACGUAGAUUUGAAGCAGCUGCCCGAUUGCGACCCCUCAGAAAAUAGGGUACUGUUAGUAGAGACCAAAAAGUGCAGCGGUGCCAACAGCGGGAGACCUAAGGGAAGCUUAGGAAAACGUUCUGUUGUGCUUCGUAAAAGUGCGUACGAAGUGCCCCCAUAUAAGUGCAACGACUGCGACUAUCUAACAAAUGUCAAUGGACAUUUGGCGGAUCACUCGAAACGGCACUCGGCGAAAAAUUUCAAGUGCCAUCUGUGUAAUUAUGCGGGCGUCAAAAAAUCCAAAUUAGAAAGACACUGUGCGGUGCAUAAAAAUACGGACGACGUGCCUUUAUAUAAGUGUCACAACUGCGUUUACCAAACCAAGUACAAAGAGAACUUGUUGAAACACAUCAAAAGACGGCACGUGGUGGGCGGGGAAAAAAUAUUCAAGUGCGAUUCGUGCAAUUACCGUUGCGCUGUUAUUUCUGAUUUGAAGCAACACGCCAUAGUUCAUAAAAAUCCACAAGAAGUGGCUCUACACAAGUGCGACGACUGCGCGUACCAAACGAAAUACAGAACGAGUUUUUUGUCGCACUUACGGCGGCGGCAUUCGGUCGUCACCGAGAGAAAAUUUGAGUGUCCCGCGUGUGAUUAUCGAUUCCUUACUAAUUUUGAAUUGAAGAAACACUCCUUGGUGCACAAAAAUGCGGACGAGGUGCGUCUACAUAAGUGCGACCACUGCCAUUACCAAACUAAACAUAAAAACUGCUUGGUGGAGCACGUCCAUCGGCGGCACUCUGCACUCAGCGAGAGGAAAUUCAAGUGCGAGUUGUGUGAUUAUCGAUGCGUUAGAAAGUCUUAUUUAAAAUCACAUUCCAUGGUGCACAAAAAUGAGGUGCCUCUCUACAAGUGCGACAAGUGCGACUUUCAAAGUAAAUACAAAAGCUGCUUGGUGAAGCACAUACAAGGGCAACACUAGGCCAUCGAGGAAAGACGACUCGAGUGCAAAUCCGCUUAAAGUACACUAAUUCAAUCUUCAAUUACACAGGUCUACAAAAUUAAACUUUUUGACAGAUGUUUUUAUUUUAAAAACUGAUUUUAUAUAAUUUUGGUAAGCUAAUUUCAAAAAUUCCAUGCAUUUAUUUGUAUGUAUUUGUAUGGUUUUUUUCCAAAUAUUAAAGGAAAAAAAUAUUUCUAAAAUAAUUUAUUUUUGGAGUGAAAUAUUCGUUUUUUUGCCAGAAAGCUGCGAUGUCCGAACAUCCGGCUGUGUGUUUUUAACGGCAUAUCCCGUUUUAACAUUCAGCAGUAGUCCGCCAUCAUCGUUAUGCUCCAUCUGCCUUGGUAUCGCCGUUCCAUUUCCUUAAUGUCCUAUUGAAACCUCUCUCCCUGUUCUUCGCUAACUGCUCCAAGAGUUCAAGUGCCAAAACAGGCAAUGCACUUUCAAACUCAUAUUACAACGUAGACAAUACUUUCGUAGUUUUCGUUCUUGGAGUUCCCAAGAAACUUACCAAUUACUUCUUUAAAUGAAACCUAGGCGUUUUUCUCGACAUUGGUCAUUGUGCUUUGAAAAUCCUUGUCUUUGCAUAAUGUUCUUAUGUGCGGCCUUCUUUUAUCUUGUUAUUUUUGUCAACAAACUACUUCAUCAAGCCAAGUUGGAUAUGAAGAUGAGGCAGUAAGACUUUUUUGGUGUCAACUAAUCUACCUCUUAAUACAUUUUUGCUACCAGGUGUAAAGUUUGUUCUAGAGGACCAUUCUACUUGAGUCUAAUAUCUAUCUCUUGCCCGACUAUUCCACUCACAAAUAAAGCAUGAAAAUUUUGUAUAACCCCCCUGUUUUCCUAGGAGCAAGCACAGCACUUUAACGUCACCACAUUAAUGUUCUCGGUGGCUUAUUUUCUUCAAAAGAUGUUCUAAAUUUUCAAACGUUUCUUUUAAAUGUACCGAAUGUGCAACGGGAACCGAGGCCGGUUCGUUACCAUUGUACAAUACAACGGCUUUUAAACUACUUAAGUCAAUAAACAUGCGCCAUUCAUCUUUUUCGCAAUCCCGAUAAAAGCUUUAUGUGACGCCAGAUACCAGUAAAUGCUUGUCACGAAGUCUGGACGCUAUCAAUUCGGAUGCAGCAUUUGGAAGGUGCAAAUCUCUAAUUACAUUAUUUAAUUCGCUCUGUUUAAACACUUCGGGCCAUCCGAAAUCUGGUAUGAGAUCUGAGUGAUCUGGGUCGGAAUUAGAUUCCUCUGAUUCGAAUGAUAUGACGUUUUCUAGUUGUUUUGAGGCGGUAGGUAUCGAUACACCUAGGACUCAAAAUUGGGAUACACACUUUAUUUCUUAUUUUUUCUGUUGAAUCCUUGAACAAUUCACGAACAAAAAUAACAAUCGUUACUGUGAUGCCCAGGCUCUCGCCAUGCCAUAGGAACACCAAAACUUAAACAUUUCUUCUUACCUUUUUGCCAGUUUCAACGCAAACGGAAAAAACAGUAUGAGGAAACGCAGGACUUGGCUUGGCCGCCAAUUUUUACAUCAAGAUAAGCGACAUUUUUUAAAAUAGACAAAAGUUAUUUGGAUUGUUCACACAAUGUCUUCUUUCCAUAUUUAUACGUUCUACCCAACAACGAAGACAACAGCCGCAAACACAGUAGCACGACUACCAAUACAACCAAACUGCGCAUAAGCAGGUUACAACGCUGAAUUGAUACUUCUACUGUAUCGCUUUGCAUAGAAAUUGAAUAUUAUCCAGUGU